AUGAAAAAAAAUUUUGACAAGCUGUCUUUUUUUAAACAAAAGCAAAGACAACAAGAAGACUGCCCCAAGGGUGACAAGAAGAGAAAGAUCUCUCGUCGUGAAACCUACUCCUCUUACAUCUACAAGGUCUUGAAGCAAGUCCACCCCGAUACUGGUAUCUCCAACAAGGCCAUGUCUAUCUUGAACUCCUUCGUCAACGAUAUCUUUGAACGUAUUGCCUCCGAAGCCUCCAAGUUGGCUGCCUACAACAAGCGUUCUACCAUUUCUUCUCGUGAAAUCCAAACCGCUGUUCGUCUUAUCCUCCCUGGUGAACUUGCCAAGCACGCCGUCUCUGAAGGUACCAAGGCUGUUACCAAGUACACCAGUUCUAAAUAAACAAUUCAUACGUGUAAACGCCCCGCUUUUUCAAUACAAUUAAAAAAGAAUGAUUUUACAAUUCAUUUUUCAUUACCCUACUUCACCUAUUUACUUGUACAGAACUUUUUUUUUUCCAUUCAUGCCAUAAUUUCAUUGUAAAGAAAAUAAAGUAUUUAUUUUUUUUU
This is a messenger RNA of Gilbertella persicaria, 542 nucleotides long. RefSeq names its product histone H2B. The coding region runs from base 1 to 375 and encodes 124 amino acids. The record is from RefSeq and is a predicted model, not a curated record. Gene Ontology annotation, molecular function: structural constituent of chromatin; protein heterodimerization activity; DNA binding. Gene Ontology annotation, cellular component: nucleosome. Lineage: Eukaryota; Fungi; Mucoromycota; Mucoromycetes; Mucorales; Choanephoraceae. The transcript has 2 exons.